CGGGGCGCGGCGUCCAGGCGGCGGCGGCGGCUGCGGCGGCGGCGGCUCCUCAGAGUCCGGCUCAGGCUCCGGCUGCGGCUCCAGCCCGCGAUGCCCCAUUCCGUGACCCUGCGCGGGCCUUCGCCCUGGGGCUUCCGCCUGGUGGGCGGCCGGGACUUCAGCGCGCCCCUCACCAUCUCACGGGUCCAUGCUGGCAGCAAGGCUGCAUUGGCUGCCCUGUGCCCAGGAGACCUGAUCCAGGCCAUCAAUGGUGAGAGCACAGAGCUCAUGACACACCUGGAGGCACAGAACCGCAUCAAGGGCUGCCACGAUCACCUCACACUGUCUGUGAGCAGGCCUGAGGGCAGGAGCUGGCCCAGUGCCCCUGAUGACAGCAAGGCUCAGGCACACAGGAUCCACAUCGACCCUGAGAUCCAGGACGGCAGCCCAACAACCAGCAGGCGGCCCUCAGGCACCGGGACUGGGCCAGAAGAUGGCAGACCAAGCCUGGGAUCUCCAUAUGGACAACCCCCUCGCUUUCCAGUCCCUCACAAUGGCAGCAGCGAGGCCACCCUGCCAGCCCAGAUGAGCACCCUGCAUGUGUCUCCACCCCCCAGCGCUGACCCAGCCAGAGGCCUCCCGCGGAGCCGGGACUGCAGAGUCGACCUGGGCUCCGAGGUGUACAGGAUGCUGCGGGAGCCGGCCGAGCCCGUGGCCGCGGAGCCCAAGCAGUCAGGCUCCUUCCGCUACUUGCAGGGCAUGCUAGAGGCCGGCGAGGGCGGGGAUUGGCCCGGGCCUGGCGGCCCUCGGAACCUCAAGCCCACGGCCAGCAAGCUGGGCGCUCCGCUGAGCGGCCUGCAGGGGCUGCCCGAGUGCACGCGCUGCGGCCACGGUAUCGUGGGCACCAUCGUCAAGGCACGGGACAAGCUCUACCAUCCCGAGUGCUUCAUGUGCAGUGACUGCGGCCUGAACCUCAAGCAGCGUGGUUACUUCUUUCUGGACGAGCGGCUCUACUGUGAGAGCCACGCCAAGGCGCGCGUGAAGCCGCCCGAGGGCUACGACGUGGUGGCGGUGUACCCCAAUGCCAAGGUGGAACUCGUCUGAGCUGGGACCCUGCUCCCACCCCUGCUUCUUAAGGUCCCUGCUCGGCCGGUGUAAAUAUGUUUCACCCUGUCCCUCUAAUAAAGCUCCUCUGCUCCACCUUGAACCUGUCACCUGGCCUGCCACCCUCCUGCACAGGCCAUGCAUGGCUCCCGAGUACAGUAGCAUCUGCUCAGGUGCCAGGCAUGUCCUAGGCUCUGGGUGCAGUAGUGAGCAGGACGGGCACCAUGCUGCCCUGAAGGGGGCCACAGCCUGGGUGGAAGGCAGACCUGAAUCACAACGGGCCAGCUCUAGUAAUACGAAGGUGAGGUCUGGGAUGCUGCGUGUGGCGCGACGACAGGAGGUAUGACCUGGGUGGGGUCAGGGAAGGUGUUAGCUGAGAACUAAGAGAUGAGGGAGGCACAAACUCUGCACGGGGGAACUGUGUGUGCAAAGGUGAGCUGGGGGCGAGAAAGGCCUCUGUGGCCGUCAUCGGCACUAGCGGGUUGGGGGUGGUGGCGGGGUGCUGGCAGCCUCAGGAGCGAUCGCUCCCCUGGAGAGGGUGAUUGAGUGUGGAGAUCUCCGGGGCCGCCGCGGGCCGUCUGCACUUCUGUUCCAGGUUUUUCUGGCAUUUUCUGUUCCAGGUUUCUUCCACCCACGAGCACUUUAUUCUCCUCCGAGACCCCCUUUUCUUCCCCUUCCUCUCUCUCCCACCAGGGGGCGCGCUUAAAUUUCCAGACAGAGACCAGAAGGAAGGUUUAGAAAGAAAAGAACACUUGCCCAGGGCAGCUUUGCCCUCCAAGAGGCUCCCUCCUGUCUCUAAGUCAAUUCCACCCCUCCUCGAAGUCCCGGCUUCCACCCCUCUCCUCAGAGUCCCGGCGUUUACCUCGUGGUGGGUUUGCCUUGGGCCUUUCAUGCCCCGGCUGCACACAUCGUCUGUGAAUUGUGGCUGUUCACUCCCGAGGAUGUGUCCUAGACUCCGGGUCGCGUGGAUCUACCCUCUAGUUUACUUGCUCGGGACAAGAAACUGACUCGUUUUAUUUAGUGCCUAUUUAGCGAGCCCAGAGUAACGUACAUUUGUGCUGUUUUCAAUUUUGUGCUAUCGCAAAUCACAAACUGUUAUCAAUUCACAUUCAUCAUCAGCACGAGACAGUACCCAUUUCCUUGUGCUCCUGCCAGCUCAGGAUAUUAUGUUUCUUUUUUCAUUUUUGCCAGUCUGUUAAGUAAAAUGUCAUAUGCGUUUGUUUUAA
Pan troglodytes (chimpanzee) is the source of this 2309-nucleotide messenger RNA. RefSeq names its product PDZ and LIM domain 4 (gene PDLIM4). The transcript is spliced from 7 exons. Bases 91 to 1083 code for a protein of 330 amino acids. The record is from RefSeq and is a predicted model, not a curated record. Gene Ontology annotation, cellular component: stress fiber; filamentous actin; adherens junction. NCBI's taxonomy places the organism in Eukaryota, Metazoa, Chordata, Mammalia, Primates, Hominidae. Gene Ontology annotation, biological process: heart development; actin cytoskeleton organization; muscle structure development. Gene Ontology annotation, molecular function: actin binding; muscle alpha-actinin binding.